CACAUCUGGAAAGUCUGGAUCUCAGGUCUGGAUCAAAAGUCCAUAAUGGGUUCUCGUAAUAUCGCAGAAAACGUUUCGACGUAUGAUGUUGACGAUGACCACCAGGACGAUCGUAUUACCUACGAGCAUGAGUGCUCAUUGAGAGAUUCUCCCCCAAUUCUGUCGAGCCGCUUCAAGUCCCCGAAGAGUUUGGGUUUCAAAAUUCGUCGGUGGUUCCUCAUCGAUCACGAUCAUCCGAUGACCAGGCGCCUCUACCGGUCCAGUUAUCUCUUCCGGACGGAACUGAGUCGGCACAUCAAGAGUGAUUUCUGGUACAUCAUCCAUCCAUUCAGUAGGUUCCGCUUUUUCUGGGACUGUUGGUUGCUGUUCUACAUUUACGCCAUUCUGCUGUUCAUACCGCUGCGGAUUAGCUUCACUGCAUCGCUGUUAGAGGACCGUUACCAUUAUGUGAUUUCAGCGAUAGUGAAUGUGUUGGCAAGUUUUGAAGUGCUGGUAAACUGUUUGACUGGAUUUUCGAGAGAUAAAUAUUGGAGGAAUAUAAAUCUGAACCCAACGAAGAUCUUUCUGAACUAUUUGAGAGGAUACUUUUUAAUCGAUCUGACAUUUGCGCUUCCUUCUGCUAUGUUAGUCAAAGCAUUUGCUCACGACGAAAAAUGGAUUUCGAUAACGAUUGAUGUUGUCCACGUUUUUAUAGUUUUAAAAUUAUUAUCUGUGAAAUUAAUUUGGGGGUAUUUGAUCAACAUUUUCGAGCGUUACAAAUUGGAUAUGACACACUAUUAUGUGAUUCGUUUGAUUCUUAUAUCGGGUUUGUUCGUGCAUUGGUGCAUUUGUGUCUACAAAUUAGGAGUACUGAUGGCCAACGACGUCGAACAGGGAAUAGAUCCACAGUGGGACGAGCACGUGCGAUUCCUGCGUGACAGAAACAACAGCAUGUUUACCCGCUAUGGCAAAUGCUUUGCGACGGUUCUGUUCUACCUGUUUGCACUAAGCUUUGGGGAGCUUGGAAUCCCAAAAACGGUUCAUGGCAAAAUCAUGGCUUCUAUUUGUAUUGUGAUUGGGAUAUGCUUUCAAAUGUACUUGUAUCUGCAAUUUUUCAAACUAAUCACAAUCAAAAGCUCUUCUAACCGGAAAUACGCCGAAGCUAUUAGUGAACUUGAAGCUUACAUAAACAUGAAACAGUUUCCACGAGAAAUGAAAAACCGGCUGAUGUUUUACUAUGAAAAGAAGUUUCAGAAAGGUUAUUUCGCAGAAGACAAGAUUAUCGAAACGUUUUCAGGUCCCUUGAGAAAUCAAAUAAUUAACAACAGAGCGGUUCGAUUCUACGAGAAGGUCCCAAUUUUCCGAGGCAUAUCGGAGCACUUUUUGUUACUGUUGGCGCGCAACAUGGAGAAAGAAAUUUAUUUACCGAACGAUAUGAUCAUGAAAGCAGGGACCGUAGGAAACGCAGUGCACUUUAUUUACACCGGAUCGGUUGCUGUUUAUACCCAGUCGGGAAAAGAGACGGAACACUUGUACGAUGGGGACCAUUUUGGCGAAAUGUCACUUUUUCUAAGAAACAAACAUUUGGUGAGCGUAAUCGCGAUCGAGUUCACCCAAAUUUUCGUUCUGCGGCGCAAAGUGUUUGCCGAGUUUGUUCGCCCGGAACAUGAGCUCUACCAACGGUUCGAGAAGGUGGCCAAAGAGCGGAUGCAGCAAACACUGGUCGCGGAGGAACAGCACAAAAGCCAUCUGCUGAUGAAGGAUGGUGCCAACAACGAGUGAGGGGAACGAGACGACGCAACGCGACGUCGACGGACGACGGCCACCGGCAGAAAUCUGUAGAGGAGCAUUUCGUCGACUGAUGUUGUGGUUAUCGUACGAAGCGAUAUUGUAAUGUUGCGACGAUUGGCGGUGGAGAGGUAAGACAAGCAGGUGCGGGAUAUAAGAGGAUGAUAAAAUUAACAAGAUGCGCCCCGAUAAGCUGGGAGCUUGUGAAACUUUGCGUGAAAGAUGGGAGGCAAUAAAGGCGAUGUGCCAAAUGAAGACAUUUUCGA
This is a messenger RNA of Armigeres subalbatus, 2033 nucleotides long. Its product is annotated as potassium/sodium hyperpolarization-activated cyclic nucleotide-gated channel 4-like. The transcript is spliced from 8 exons. Gene Ontology annotation, biological process: potassium ion transmembrane transport; regulation of membrane depolarization; sodium ion transmembrane transport. Gene Ontology annotation, cellular component: HCN channel complex. Gene Ontology annotation, molecular function: voltage-gated potassium channel activity. Bases 46 to 1761 code for a protein of 571 amino acids. The record is from RefSeq and is a predicted model, not a curated record. NCBI's taxonomy places the organism in Eukaryota, Metazoa, Arthropoda, Insecta, Diptera, Culicidae.